This is a messenger RNA of Venustampulla echinocandica, 1452 nucleotides long. Its product is annotated as Seryl-tRNA synthetase. NCBI's taxonomy places the organism in Eukaryota, Fungi, Ascomycota, Leotiomycetes, Helotiales, Pleuroascaceae. Gene Ontology annotation, molecular function: ATP binding; serine-tRNA ligase activity; tRNA binding. Gene Ontology annotation, cellular component: cytosol. The record is from RefSeq and is a predicted model, not a curated record. Bases 1 to 1452 code for a protein of 483 amino acids. Gene Ontology annotation, biological process: seryl-tRNA aminoacylation. The transcript is spliced from 5 exons.
AUGCUCGACAUCUUCGACUUCAUCGUCGAGAAGGGCGGGAACCCGGAGAAGAUCAAGGAGUCACAGAGGCGUCGGUAUGCCCCCGAAGAAGCUGUGGAUGAAGUAAUUGCGCUCUACGAGGAUCACCGAAAGACCCAAUAUUCGGUUUCGCAGAUCAACACGAAAAUCAACGAGACUCAAAAACAAAUUGGCGCAAAGAAGAAGGCUAAGGAGAAUGCGGAUGACCUGCUGAAGCAGAAGGUGGAGCUUGAGAAGGAGAAGAAGGCGGCCUCCGAUUCUGCCGCGGCGAAGGAUGUGCUGUUGAGAAAGAAGCUGAAGACUAUCGGCAAUAUUGUUCAUGAGUCAGUGCCAGUACAUGACGAUGAGGAUAAUAAUUCGAUUCUUCGGACAUGGGCGCCUGAAGGAGUCACGGCUGAGAAGCGGGAUUGCCUUUCCCAUCAUGAGGUGUUGACACGGAUAGAUGGAUACGAUCCAGAGCGCGGAGUCAAGGUUGUCGGACACAGAGGAUAUUUCUUGCGAAAAUGGGGCGUCUUUUUGAACCAAGCCUUGAUCAACUACGGAUUGGAGUUCCUCGAUUCAAAGGGAUACACCCCACUACAGGCCCCUCAAUUCAUGUUGAAGGAGUACAUGGCGAAGACGGCGCAACUUGAGCAAUUCGACGAGGAGCUCUACAAGGUCGUGGAUGGGGACCCACACAAUGAUAAGUACCUGAUUGCUACUUCGGAGCAACCUAUUUCUGCAUUCCAUGCGGAUGAGUGGUUGGUUGCAAAGGACUUGCCAAUCAAAUAUGCUGGGUUCAGCACUUGCUACAGGAGAGAAGCAGGCUCAUCAGGAAAAGAUGCCUGGGGUAUCUUUCGAGUUCAUCAAUUUGAGAAGGUGGAGCAGUUUGUCCUUACCGACCCCGAGAAGUCAUGGGAGGCUUUCGACGACAUGAUUCACGUCUCUGAAGAGUUUUACAAGUCUCUCGGCGUCCCUUAUCGUGUCACAGCCAUCGUUUCUGGAGCGCUGAAUAAUGCUGCUGCUAAGAAGUUCGAUCUCGAAGCUUGGUUCCCUUUCCAGGGCGAGUACAAGGAGCUUGUCUCCUGCUCGAAUUGCACAGACUACCAAUCAAGAGCUCUUGAGAUCCGUUAUGGCGCUAAGCUACAGACGGAGAUCCGGAAGAAAUAUGUUCACGCACUUAACUCGACGCUUUGUGCAACGGAGCGAGCACUCUGCUGCCUGCUGGAAAACUUCCAAACUGAAGAAGGUUUCAUUGUCCCUGAGCCUCUCCGGAAAUACAUGCCUGGAGCCCCAGAAUUCAUCCCUUUCACAAAGGAAUUGCCAAAGGACACUACUUCUGCUAAGUGGGCAAAGUCAGAGAAAGCGCAGAAGCCCAAGAAGGCCGCCCCUGUGGAUGGAGCUGCUGCUGGAGCUGGUGCUGCUACGGAGCAAUUAAAGGAUCUGAAGGUCUAA